Pseudomassariella vexata is the source of this 1422-nucleotide messenger RNA. RefSeq lists its product as uncharacterized. Bases 1 to 1422 code for a protein of 473 amino acids. Lineage: Eukaryota; Fungi; Ascomycota; Sordariomycetes; Amphisphaeriales; Pseudomassariaceae. The transcript has a single exon. The record is from RefSeq and is a predicted model, not a curated record.
AUGCCGACUGAUUCGGGAUCCGACAACCCUUUCAUUCGCUUCAAGAACAUUGUUGACGACACGGUAGCGCAGAAGUUCCGGAGCCUUUCGUCAGCCGGGCCAGUCGAGUCAACUGGCGAUGCACGCAAUGAUACCGCUCGAGACGAGAAUACGACUGCACAGACCCCUGCUCUCUCAAGAAACCCCGAUAUCAUAGGGAACAGAUCAACUACUGGAACAACUCAACAACAUGACCCCCCUUCACAACCACGGAGCUAUUCAUCAAUAGACUCCAUAACCCAAGAGCUUCGACAUCGAACCAUCCUCUCCUGGGCUACCUUCUCUUCCUAUUCGCCCUUCAACCUCACGCACCUACCGCAGCCCAAACCCCGCGACGCUUGCCGCAACCCCGCCCAUGGCUUCACCUUUAGAGAUGCAUUUGAGGAUCUCGCGGCCGUGAGCUCCGGGGAAUCCUUAGGCGACUUGGAAACGAUGGGGUAUAAAUUGGCUGAAAAGGAACCCCAGAACCAAACAGUCGCAUCAUCCAGUCACUGCGAUGUUCCUCCGUUGCCAUUAUGUCUAAACAAAUGGGUCAACCGGCUGGAACGCCGCCAGCUAUGGGGAGCCUACUUCCCGGUGCGGUCAUUCCGCGAUGAGGCGGAACGCAUUUUGAAACGAGGUGGCGACCGCGAGGCUCUGAUCGGGCAGGCUUCGAUGUGUAAAGAGGAAAGAGUCCUGCCACGUUUGGGGGCCCUGUCCUUAAUCCAGCUUACGGUCUUCCCUCACCUUUUCUUGCAGGUGAAUCCUUGGUGGGCAGCGUUCGACCCGUUCAACUUGGUUAAUGAGCCGUUGGCUGAGCUAUACAAUCCCUGGAUUAAAGCACUCAAGACCGCCGAUUGGGGUGUUGACGCGUCUCCUCGUGAACCCGAGACUUCUGAGGACUUAUACCUGGCUCAUAACUCCGAUUUUGCGAGGCGAGAUCCGGGAUCAGCAUUUAUGGCGUCAGAAGCUCCAGACGAGUUUCACUUGCACCGUAAAGCCCAAGCCAGGUCCGAUUCUAGAUCAGUGAUACCCAUGUGGAGUACACCGAGUCAUAGCUCCUUUCCUAACGGGAAUAGCACAAACUCCACGGCAAGUAAAACGUUGUCGACAGAAACUUGGAUCUCUCCAGAAGGCAAGACUGUGCAGCGUGUUGAACGUCGGGUAUUCGAUGGGAUGACGCAGGUCAUGGAGACAACGGUCCAAUAUAAUGCCAAGGGCAGUGUAGUGGAGAGGACAGUCAUUAACCGUCAGUUCUCGACGAAGGAAUCAGAUGCUGCCUCCGCGACCAAGUCGUAUACUGGCAGAGGUGACCAGCAGACGCGGCAUACUUCAGAACAGGAGGUCGAAACAAAUACUGCGGAAACCACAAAGAAAGAAAAGAAUGGCUGGUUCUGGAUAUGA